AUGUACAUAGACGUAGGUGCCUAUGGGAAAAGUAGUGAUUCAGCAAUAUUCCAACAAACUGACUUUUAUAAGAAGCUCAUGAGGAAUACUUUAAAUAUUCCAGAGCCCCUUCAAAUUUCGGAAAAUAGCACAACGCUUUUUCCUUACGUAUUUGUAGGCGACGAAGCAUUCGGGUUGAGCACAAAUGUCAUGCGCCAAUUUGGAGGAAACAACCUCAGCGUCGACAAAAAAAUUUUCAACUACAGACUGUCGAGAGCGCGCCGUUACAUCGAGUGCACUUUUGGAAUUUUCACGAACAAAUGGAGAAUUUUCCACAGACCAUUGAAUGUCCACACCGAAUUAGCAAAAUCAAUUGUGAGAACAUGUUGUGUCUUGCAUAAUUUUGUGCGUGCUAGAGAUGGGUAUUCAUAUGAUGAUACUCUGACAGUAACCGGUUUUGAAACUAUAACACAGCGAAAUUUUACUAGAGGAGGACGUGCUGCUACCACAACUCGAGAUAACUUCAUGAAUUAUUUUGUAAAUGAAAACCCACUUUCAUGGCAAAAUAAUUGUAUUAAUUAA
Molecule: messenger RNA, 561 nt
Organism: Acanthoscelides obtectus
Lineage: Eukaryota; Metazoa; Arthropoda; Insecta; Coleoptera; Chrysomelidae
Source: the annotation of a GenBank genome assembly